Molecule: messenger RNA, 963 nt
Organism: Salpingoeca rosetta
Lineage: Eukaryota; Choanoflagellata; Craspedida; Salpingoecidae
Exons: 5
Coding region: 221-832 (203 amino acids)
Molecular function (GO): protein binding
Source: RefSeq, a predicted model, not a curated record
AAGCCUGCAAGCAAGCCUGCAAGCAAGCCUGCAAGCUGGAAGCGGGAUCAUCAAUCAGACACAGUUUCAUUGUUCCAUUGUUUCGUUGGAGCGUGCGUUCUGUUCGUGCUCUUCUUUUCAGCAAAGCGCCGUGCCAUCUGUGUGAAGGCGGUGAGCUGUGACGGUUUUCGAGCGGAGCAGAGCGGUGGCUAUCUAUUUUUGAGCAAAAGGAGGCAAGAACAUGUUCAAGGUCGGGUUCAAAGGGGCGCCAUCGCCGCCAUCCGCGGCAGCUGACAAGCCAGCGCCCAUGAUGAAAGGGUACAGUCGGCUGCUGCCGCUCGGGCGGUCACCCAAGAAGUUCAGCCACCAAGGCAGUGUGCACGAGCGUGGCUCCUCCACCUACACCGUCACACUCGAGCUUGGGCCAUGCGGUCGACUUGGUAUCCUCACUGCGGAGCGACCAAACAUGUCGGCGUAUUCAUCCAAAGUCGCUGUGGUUGUGCGGGAGGUGUUGCCUGGAUCACCGGCGUGGGUGGCGUGCAUUGUGGCGCGGCAACGGCAGGGUGCGUCCACCACCAGUGACGAGCACGCCAUCCUUCAACCAGGCGACAUCAUCUUGAAGGCAAACGAGGAGAGCCUGUGUGGGCUGUCGCGGGAGCAGGCGUUGGCGCGGUUGCGAGAGGAGACGGAGCGGGAACCCGUCAUCCGGCUUGUGCUGCAGCGUGUGCCUGCAAGCACGCGAUCCAAGCUCAACUACCGCGUCAUUUUUCCCGAGGCCAGCGUUGACUCCGCCCCGCCAUCCUCUCACUCCCGCCGCAGCCGCCGCACCUCGCUCACUCACUUUCACACAUGAUAUGCGUGUGUGUGUCUGUGUCUGUGUGUGCGUGUGUACGUGUCUGCGUUGUGUUUAUGCUGCAGUUGUAACAUGCAAGUGAAACAAACAAAACGACUGCCGUAUUGAAGAAGUAAACGAACCCCACCCCA